AUGAGCCUUGAGGACCGCGGGGUUGUCGCAAUAUGGGAGGGGGAGUGGCUCUGGCUGAGGCGGCAGCUGUCCACGGUGCGCCAGACGGUGUGGAUGUUUGGCGCCCUUUUGGGGCCCGUCUUUGACUUUGCUGCCUACUUGGCCACCGCCAAGGUGUGCGUAGCGCGGGCCGACCGUUUUGUCACGGAGCAGACAUUACUUGCCAGCGAGCAACUUCGUCGGCGUCAUUGGAUCCUGCCGGCGAUUGGCAUCACCUCAGCAAGUCUCUUUGUGUUGUUUAAGAGCUCACCGUGGGGAACAUAUCGGGCUUUCCGCAACGGCGCUGUCACGGCUGCAUUGCUCACGUGUUUCCUUCUGCCGCGGGAGAUCAUCGAUGCCGUCGACGCCGAGUUACCAUUUAGCACAAGAGACACACGCGGUGUGGAGGAAAACGCCAGGGACAUACGUGAAAAGUAG
Messenger RNA from Trypanosoma cruzi, 456 nucleotides. RefSeq lists its product as uncharacterized. Lineage: Eukaryota; Euglenozoa; Kinetoplastea; Trypanosomatida; Trypanosomatidae. The record is from RefSeq and is a predicted model, not a curated record. The coding region runs from base 1 to 456 and encodes 151 amino acids. The transcript has a single exon.